Molecule: messenger RNA, 4617 nt
Organism: Symsagittifera roscoffensis
Lineage: Eukaryota; Metazoa; Xenacoelomorpha; Acoela; Convolutidae
Exons: 15
Coding region: 165-4202 (1345 amino acids)
Molecular function (GO): chromatin binding
Source: RefSeq, a predicted model, not a curated record
UUUAAUGUUCGAAGAUGCAAGUUCAGCUCAGAAAUUUUCUCUUUCAAGUCAUGACGAAUUUCUAUAACUAAAACAAGGAGAGAAACACACAAACAGAAUGAGAAUACAUCAUAAUUGAGACCUUGAAUCUGAGAUCCCCCGUUUCGGUCGUCGCACGUGGGAGUAUGGACUACGAUAUUGGGAAGCCAAGAAGAGAGUCGCGCAGUCCGAGUGUGAACACAAAUACAAUUCACCACCUCAACUCAUCCAGUCAACCGCGACACUCUUCGUCCGGAGGCAGUCUCUUCCCAUCCACACAUAAAGGCGAAGUGCAGAAAGAAUGGCGGAGUGCGACAGAUGGGAGUGUGAUCACGUCUUCUGCCAAAGUGGGCAUAGCAGUGGCCCAGCAGAGAGCGCCCCCUGCUGUCCCCCCUCCCCCUCACUCCUCUGCAGAACAGACCACAUCUGCUGCGGUUGCUGCUGCUGCUUCUUCAUACUACGCCUCACAAGCACAAAUUUCUCUGCAUAACUCUCUGAUCAAUGCGAGUGCGGGCCAGGCUACUCUGGACUUAAACAGUCUACAGCAACAGCUUCUCUACAACCAGACGAUGGCGAAUCUUCCGCUGAGUCUGCCCACUGGUGGGGGAGGGGGUGCCAGUCUCCAGCCAACCAUCCCUUUCCCAGUCACGUACUGGCCUGCCAUGCCGUUACCAUCAGCAGCGGCAGCAGUAGGAUACCAACAGGCACUUAACAACCUCCUCCGAUCAUCCACCUCACUAAGCAACGCCGCCGCCGCAAAUGCAGCAGUCGCAGCCGCAGCAUCCGCGUACCCCAGUCUUCUGCAGCAGCCGGGUGCAGCAGCCGCUGCUCUGAGUGCCCUGGGAGCAGCCGCAAACCACCUGCCAAUGUCGUCAUCAGCUAGUUUCGAUUCCUUCUUAGGAGCGGCAGUGGUGGCCAACUCACAGCUGCGAAACAGCUCUGAUUGGUCGGAUCUCAAUCUUCGAUCUUCCAGUCCUUCUCCGAGUCUGAAUCACUCUGGAAACACAAGCAUGUCAAUAGCAGCUGGACACCAAGUGGACCCGAUCUCCACCGCAUCGCUUAUAGCUCACGAGAUGGGAAAAGUGUACGCGUUCAACCGAAAGGCGGAAGCUUUUACGGAAUCAUUGAGAUCCACACACGACACUUCAUUGCCAUUGUCAGUCGUAACUACCACUUCGGCGAGCUCCUCGUUCGGCAAAACACUCGGUUAUGUUCGUAGACCGGAUCCUUAUUCGGAAAAUAAUUCCUUCUCGCGAGAACCAGUGAAGUCUGAUGUGCCGAAGAUAAAUUUACCGACGAAAUCAGUUACGAUACCAGCCGAGUCGUUGAAAGAAUUGAACCAGCGACCUCCGUCGAAUAGUUCGGUAUCUUCUGAAACCCAGAAAUCCUACCCACACUCAAGCACACCUCCGCAUGUACACUCAAAUUCGAAUCACUCGAAUGAUUUUUUGCUUCCGGCAAAAUGGAGAUGCAAAACUUCAUUUCCAAAAACAGAGGCAUCUGGAACAGAUUUGUUAACAGAAGCAAUACCAGUUAAACAACCGACUCCACUGUCAGACAGUUUGGUCCAGUCGGCGCAACAAAUUGACGAAACUGAUUUUAAAUCUUCCUCUUCAACUUUCAGAUCUGCUACUCCUAAGAGUGUCGAAAUCCACGGUGUACCGGAUCAUUUGGAAGCGAAGCAUAUUAAAGCACCGCUUAUGUCACCGCUUUUGGUCGCUGAUGAUCAUACUACUGUAAAACCACCAGCCACUAGAGGAAGACCUAGAGACACUUACACAUCUUCAGCGACGAAUUACAUUAAAUGUAUUGAAGACGUUGUUCACCAUUCAGACAGAUACACGAGUGAAGAACGGAGGUCAGAAUUAUGGGAUUUCUGCAAACGAGUAUCCGAACAUGAGUUUCCGGAUCCCGCGCGGUCAUCAGUCUCGCCUGGCUCCAUGAGAAGCCUCAAAUCUCCGGGAACGGACUCCUUCUCAACUGGACGUAACAGCAACUCGGGAACAGCAGCAUUUUCAAUCUCUGCAGCAAACAGGUCUUCCAACUUUGCUUUUGAUCCGUCUGAAUUCGGUUCCGCUUCAUCUCUGAAUAGUAAUGUAAACAACCACCCCACGAGUUACAAUAUUGGCAGCUCGGCGACGCGAAAGGAAAACUCGGUUAGCCCCGGAAGAAUUGUCAACAGGGACAGUACAGCUUCAGUUGCGAGUACAGCGCCAGGAAGUGAUGACGACGAUGAUGAUGACGACGAUGACGAUGAAAGCGUGUCGUCCGACUCGACGAUAUGUCCCGAAAGUCCACCCCUGGUCAUUUCAUACACUAAAGAAACGCUGAACGAGUUCUGCACGAGACAAUACCAGUCUUUGCUGGCUGAUGUAGAGCAGCCUCUGAAACAGGUGUUGGCCUCUGAGGACGAAGACACGGCUGCGAAGAGGAAACUGAUAGUGUUGGAGCAGAGGGUAAAAAGGAAGCUCAAGAUGGUGUUCGCAGGGUUCGAAAAAGAGGAAAAGAGAGCGCGAAUGGAAGAAGGAAACCUAUCGCAGUCAGUUCCAUCAGGAGGUAGUGGCACAAUGGCGUCAUCGUCCUCUUCUAGACUGUCGGUGGGUUCUAGUAGUGUGUACUCAGACAGGAGACUCAAUCCACAGACAACUUCUGCUGCAGACUCCACUUCACAAAUGACGCCCCAAGUGGGAAAUAAAUCGAAAAGUCCUAGCUCGACGAAAGUCCUGCAACGUAAAACGCCGUGUCAGACUAAUACCUCAGUGUCGAAUUCGGCAAAUCGUCUAUCAACCAAUAAUCUGAAUCAGUCAGAAGCCAACCACCACCACAAGCAUGACCGAACUCCUUUUGAGUUCCCGCAAAGGUCGCCUGUCUCGACUGUGCAAAACUCCAACACUGCCAAUUACAGCCACAGUCAGACCUCAACUUCACAAGGUAGCUCGACGACACGGCUUCAAUCAUCGAAACCGGUGAUAUCAUCUACGUCAUCAAAUGUUGCCAUGUCUGAAACGUUGAAAGUGGCGACAGCUGUAGCUGAAGCAAGAAGGUCUGUGCAUUUGACGAAUGAUGAUCUGGUUUCUGGCCAGCGGGUGUUGUUGAGGCAGUCCGAUGGGUUGUAUGCGCCUGGAAAAUUGAUUGCAAUGAAACCCCCAGAUGUGUAUGGAAUCCUGGUGGAUGGGGCUCGUGGCUCUCGACCGCAGAUCUUCGCCUACGAGGACUUGGUGGACAGAGCAGUGCUGGAGAUAGUGCCCCGUACGAAGAGUGCAAUCCCCAAGGGCACCAAAGUCUGUGCACACUACAGCAAAUCAUUCACUGAGUUGCACCCCGGCACAGUCUCAAUUUCGAACACAAAAACCCUUCCACAUGCAGUAAAAAUAGACUUCGACGACGGGGAUGAAUCAAUCGUGAACUUGACUAACGUGCGAGUGCUCUCUUCGCUCUUCAACUCGGCAGACUACUCCAUCCUCAGCGCCACUUACUCCCCCACCCAACCUCAAAGUGGGGGGACAUCCUCCUCACGCAAAGUGUCAAUAUGGAAGUGGGAGCGAAAGUGUCUGACUGAAACGCCGCUGAGCAAAAACAUCAAAGCGUUUUACUCGUCCAUUUCGAAGUCGGACGCUGUCGUGAACAAAGAUGACUUCGUAGCAUUCCACAAUUCGGCCGCACAUGUUCCUGGUUCAAGUCGCAGGCCCUACGUCGGUCGUGUGAUCAACUUCUUCGAGACUUCGUCAGGGGAGUGUAUAGUGAAGGUGUCUUGGUUCUACAGAACAGAAGAAACUAAACAGGGUGUGGAGCGGACUCUUCCGAAGAAUGCACUGUUGAAGAGUAGUCAUUGUGACGAAUUGGACAUACAGACUAUCUCGCACAAGGUGGAAGUAUUAGACGAAGAGGAAUAUGCUUCCCACAACCACAACAUAUACAAGGCCGCCCAGGCCAAAGGUACCUUCCCAGACAACCUGUUCGUGUGUGCGGGCACAUACGAUCACGUUAAGGGGGCCACAUAUGUGACCUACAAGAAACCCAAACCCCCCUCUCAUCUGUACGCCAGCAUAAACUCCGUAUCACCAGUCGCAGCGACCGGACGAACAAACUCCUCGCGAUUCGAACAGGACGACAUCUCAAAUGUGCAGUCACAACACACAGUAAAACCGACUAAACACAGUCGCCAUACUCUCAAUUCAAACUGACGCUCAAAGUGUAUAAGUUUCACCCCCGCGCUUGCAAUUUUUCUCAUGUAUACAAAUAUAUGCUAUUCACAUUAUAUUGUUUGCUUACUUUGACCGUUAAUCUAAGUUGGAGAUUAUUUUCAGUAUGGUUAUUGAAUACGAAGUUGUUUUGCAUUGAUAAGUGCCAUUUCACGGAAAUUAUUGCUGACUAUCUGAGUGGUUUGUUUGAAUAGUUGAAAAAAAGUAACUGUUUCUGACUUGGUUUGACGCCAUCAACUAAUAGUUCAAAUGUACUAUGUGCUGCAUUUGGGAUCUCUUCAACUACCUCUUCGCCUCUCAUUUUACAUAAGGGGUAAAGAUUCGUUUCUAAGUAAAAAUCACCCGUUAUAUAAAUGCGUUAUAGAAGGAGAUUUCUAGGUGGGUAUUCGUUACUAAG